AAAAAAAAAAAAGGGAAAAAUUAAAAAAGAAUAUUAAAAAAAAUUAGCCAUCCAAAAAAAUUAAGCCCACACCCCACCCCCCUUCCCCACCAAAUGGACUUAGCAGAUUUGCAAAGCAACAAGCAGAACACCUCCAACACCAACAACUCAGCUCGCCAGCAGAACCAGCUUCUUCUUCAUCACCAUCAUCAUCAUCAUCAACAACAACAAAAACAAUCAUCGUCUUCUUCUUCCCCACAGUUUGUGGUCCCUUUUGAUGGCAGAUCAUCGUCUUCCGGAGGAGGGCAAGGUCCUCCUUUCAUGGGCUCCAUCUCCAUCCAAGCCGGUCUCACUGCCACAGCUGGAACGACGUCGUCUUCUUCAUCGUCAUCCUCUUCCUCAUCCUCCUCUUCGACUUCGACUUCGACAGCUCCGCCUCACCUUGUCGACGCUUCCCUCGCCAUCGCCACCAGAUCCACCCCUCUCGUCGAUUCCUCAAAGGUAAAGAACAAUAAUAGUAAUAACAACAAUAAUGAUAAUCUCAAUCAGCAGCAGCAACAACAACAAUUGUCGAUCGUUCCGCCGCCACCGGUGAAACGAUCGACGAAGGAUCGGCACACGAAAGUGGACGGUCGAGGACGGCGCAUCCGAAUGCCGGCGACCUGCGCCGCCAGGGUGUUUCAGCUGACGAGGGAGUUAGGGCACAAGUCCGACGGCGAGACGAUCGAGUGGCUUCUCCAGCAGGCGGAGCCGGCGAUCAUCGCCGCCACCGGGACCGGAACAAUUCCGGCGAAUUUCUCCACACUAAACAUCUCGCUCCGUAGCAGUGGAUCCACGCUUUCUGCUCCGCCGUCGAAGUCCGCGCCUCACUCAUUCCACGGCGCGUUGGCUCUUGCGGCGGCUCAUCAUCACCAUCACUUCGAUGAGGCCGGUUUCGCCCACGCGGGAUUGUUAGGGUUUCAUCCUCAGCAAAAUCAGCAGAAUCAGCAGACUCUCAUGGCCGAAGCGCUUCCGAGCGGAGAUAACAACAACAAUAACGGAGGAGGAGGUGGAGAGACGACGGAGAAUUAUAUGAGGAAACGAUUCAGAGAAGAUCUGUUCAAGGACGAUAAUAGUAGUUCCCAAUCGCAACAACAAGGCGAAGAAUCGUCGUCAUCGCCGUCAAACAAGACGUUCAAGCAAAUGCCUAACAAGCAAGACCCUGCCGCCGGAUCUUCCGCCGGCUUGCUUCGCCCUUCGAACCUUCUUCCGCCGACGGCGAUGUGGGCUGUUGCUCCGAGCAGCGGAGCUGGCAGCACGUUCUGGAUGCUACCUGUCACUGCCGGCACAGGUGUAUCGCCGGUUGCACCGGCGACGUCGGAGCAGCCCCACAUGUGGACGUUCCCGACGCCGCCGCCGAGCCACGGGAGCACAUUGCAGGCGCCGCUGCACUUCAUGCCGAGGUUUAAUCUCCCCGGCGGCAUUGAUUUCCAAGGCGGUGGCCGAGGAAGCCAGCUCCAGUUAGGGUCGAUGCUGAUGCAGCAACACCCGGGGGCGGCGGCGGCGCAGCCUCCGCAGCCGUCGCAGCAACUCGGGCUCGGGGUUUCGGAGUCCAAUUUAGGGAUGUUGGCGGCGCUUAAUGCGUACUCAAGAGGCGGUUUGAAUAUAAAUUCCGAUCAUCAUCAGAGCCAUCCAUUGGAGCAUCAUCAGCAUCAGCAUCAGCAUCAGCAUCAGCAUCAGCAUCAGCAACAUCAGAGUCAAGCUACUAACAGUGGAGAUGAGGAUCCAAAUAAUUCACAAUGACAUGGAUUCAGAGACUCCUAUGAUAUUUAUACAACUUGGUUAGUUGCUCUUGAUUCUUAUAUAUAUAAAUUCCAUUUUUUAAAGAAAAAGUAUUUAUAGGAGUAAGGAGUGCUAGAGAUUGCUGGGUUUGUUUUCAUUUGCAGAUUUGGGAGUUUGAAUUUGUGAUAAAUUUGAGUUUGAGUGCUUGAAAAAAAUUUCAUGGAUGGCCCAUCUGAAAAGAUAGGUUGCUAGUUGCCAUUGUAGUUUUGUUUUUGUUAAUUUUUGGUGAGUUGUAGUAGUUAAUAUUCUCUCUCCCUCUCUCUCUCUUUUUUUUCCCCUAAUAUUCUAGAUUGCUUUGGAGAGGAGAUUGAUAUGUAAUUUGUUAGUUUGGUUGGUCCAAAAGGGACCCAAAAAAGAACAGGCAGAGUGAGAUUGUAUAGGAGGAUUUAUCUAUUUGUGUUUAGUGUAUUAUUAUUUGCAUUUCUGUUUGUAUGAGAUGAAAAAAUGGAAAAACGAGAAAAAGUAAUUAAGAAAAAAAAAGUUCAAUAAAUUC
Molecule: messenger RNA, 2293 nt
Organism: Morus notabilis
Lineage: Eukaryota; Viridiplantae; Streptophyta; Magnoliopsida; Rosales; Moraceae
Product: transcription factor TCP8
Exons: 1
Coding region: 94-1761 (555 amino acids)
Cellular component (GO): nucleus
Molecular function (GO): DNA-binding transcription factor activity; sequence-specific DNA binding
Source: RefSeq, a predicted model, not a curated record